Messenger RNA from Rhodamnia argentea, 1650 nucleotides. RefSeq names its product serine carboxypeptidase-like 18. The coding region runs from base 82 to 1476 and encodes 464 amino acids. Gene Ontology annotation, molecular function: acyltransferase activity, transferring groups other than amino-acyl groups; serine-type carboxypeptidase activity. Gene Ontology annotation, biological process: secondary metabolic process; proteolysis. NCBI's taxonomy places the organism in Eukaryota, Viridiplantae, Streptophyta, Magnoliopsida, Myrtales, Myrtaceae. The record is from RefSeq and is a predicted model, not a curated record. The transcript is spliced from 14 exons.
CCACACGGAGGAAGGAGUAAUCUAACACAAUUUGACUAGUUCUCUUUUCUUUACCAUUUUUCUUGGUUGUGCGAGCCGAGGAUGUUGCAUCUCCUACUUCCAUUGCUGCUCCUGAUCUCCAACGUUGGACCAUCACAUUCAGCCACCGUCGAGAGCCUCCCGGGUUUCCCGGGAGAUCUUCCCUUCAAACUGGAAUCUGGAUAUGUAGGGGUAGGAGAGUUGGAGGAGGUGCAGCUGUUCUACUACUUCAUCGAGUCCGAGAGGAGCCCCAAGGAGGACCCUCUGUUGAUUUGGCUCACCGGCGGUCCUGGUUGCUCCUCCUUGUCAAGCCUUCUCUACGAAAUAGGUCCAAUACAGUUUGAUUUUUCAAGUUCCAGCGGAACUAAACCAGUAUUAAAGUCAAAUCCUUAUUCCUGGACAAAGAUAGCCAAUAUUAUAUUUUUGGAUGCACCGGUGGGUUCUGGAUUUUCAUAUGCAACGACAUGGACUGCAUCCAACAGCAGCGACACUGCCUCGGCAGCACAAACGUACGAGUUCGUAAGAAAGUGGCUUAUGUCUCACCCUAAAUUCCUCACAAAUCCGCUUUACAUCACUGGUGAUUCUUACUCCGGUGUUGUUAUCCCUAUCAUCGUUAAAGAAAUAUACGAUGGAAAUGAAGCUGGACGCGAGCCCCAAAUGAAUCUCGUAGGUUAUGUGCUAGGCAAUCCGGUGACUUGUGAUGAGAAGGACCAGAGUUUUAGAAUUCCGUACGCCAACAAAAUGGCUCUCAUAUCAGAUGAGCUUUAUGAGAUAACGAAAACGGACUGCAAUGGAGAUUACCAGAACGUAGAUCCCACCAACGGAGCCUGUCUAGUUGACCUUGAGAUGGUGUCGUUAUGCCUUGAGAAGAUAUUUUUGGCCCAAAUAUUGGAACCAUCAUGUAAUCUCAUAUCUCCUAACCACACAAGGCUAAAAUGGAGCAGAACUAUACUCGAAGAAGAGAAUAUGGUCGACGUCAUUUCGGUGCCUCAAUCAUCCAGGCCAUGGUGUCGGCCCUAUAACUAUAUUUUCUCUUACAUUUGGGCCAAUGAUAAGAAAGUCCGAGAAGCCUUUCACGUACGAGAGGGCACGAAGCAAGAGUGGGAAAGAUGCAACCAUAGUCUAUCUUACACGAAGGACGUUCUUGACAGUACAGUUUAUCAUAAAUACCUCUCUGGCAAAUCCCUCCGCGCCCUUGUUUACAGCGGUGAUCAUGACAUGGCUAUCCCCUACGUGUCCACACUAGAUUGGAUAAGAUCACUCAAUUUAACUUUAAAGGGCCCGUGGUCGCCUUGGUUUGUUGAAGGUCAAGUAGCCGGAUACUCCAUACUGUAUUCGGAAAACGAGUACGAUCUGACGUUCUCGACAAUUAAGGGAGGGGGACACACAGCUCCGGAGUACAAACCCCAACAAUGUCUUGCAAUGGUUGAUAGAUGGUUCUCUUAUUACCCUCUCUAGCCAAUUUCCAAUUGUCGUUUGGUUGGGUUAAAUACUCAAACCAAUCCAAAUUUUUCACCCGACGAUGAUGUGAUUCUGAAUGUACCUUUCCUGUGAGACUAUGCAAUCAUUCUUGUAUGAGGAGCUUUGGCUCUAGUAAGGGGUCCAAGAUCUAGUCAGAUUCGUGACUUUUCA